AUGGACGACCUGGCUGGCAAGUGGGCCCGUUUGUCGCUCAACACACAAGAGAGUCAAACGGUCCCACUAGCACCAACCACAGAAGACAACACCAGAAUUCUUAUUGCAAAACUCUUCACCAAGCGCCAAGUCAACAUCGAGGCACUAUCAAGAACACUUAGAAGCAUGUGGCGUUCUAUCCAGGAGUUCGAGAUCCGUGACCUUGGAUCCAACACGGUUUUACUCCUCUUCUCUGAUGAGGCCGAUACUCUCAAGAUCCUGGCGCAGCAACCAUGGUCUUUUGACAAGUACCAUAUUGGUCUCUAUAAGCCUAUGGAGCAUGAAUCAGUGGAAGCCGCCACCUUUGACUAUGCUACAUUCUGGAUCCAACUACACAACCUACCCAUCACAUGCACGAACAAAGCCAACGCAAAGGCCAUCGAACGAACCUUGGGUAGAGUUGAACAGGUUGAUACCUCUCUGAGUGGCGAAUGCCGAGGAAAAUAUAUCAGAGUUCAUGUCACUCUCGAUAUACGCCAGCCCCUCCCACGUGGCCGUUUUGUGGACAUGGGAAACUCUGAAUCUCUGUGGAGUUCAGUCCAAUAUGAAAAGAUGCCGAUUUUUUGCUACUGGUGUGGCUUAUUAAACCACGACGAGAAGGACUGUAAAGUCUGGCUUGAUAGUAACGGCACCUCGAAUAAGGAUGAUCAGCAAUACGGUCCUUGGUUGAGGGCCAACACCACCAACAUACAACAACCUCAGGUAGUGAAUAGUAGAACCUCCUACACCCCACCGCCUCCUUCAAACCUCUACCCUACACCCUCACCACAAACAAAACCGUUACCUUCGUCAACCAUAACGGCUGUCCCAUCGCAACAAACACCAUCAUCAAUACCACCCGAGAAUCAUGCUACACCAUCAUCAAUACCACCCGUGAAUCAUGCUACACCCCAAAAAUCGAUGCCUACAAAUACGAAAAUAUUAUCUGGCCCUGAUCUUUUCCUUGCACACAUCACGAACAUUGUCCAUGCAUUAAACUCCUCUCCAAAUCAAAACUCCAUGACCCCAACAACACAGCUGGCAUAA
Quercus robur (English oak) is the source of this 1065-nucleotide messenger RNA. RefSeq lists its product as uncharacterized. The record is from RefSeq and is a predicted model, not a curated record. NCBI's taxonomy places the organism in Eukaryota, Viridiplantae, Streptophyta, Magnoliopsida, Fagales, Fagaceae. The transcript has a single exon. Bases 1 to 1065 code for a protein of 354 amino acids.